AUGUUAUAUAUACCUCAUUCGAGUGCUAUUGUCGAUAAGGUUGAAAUGUAUGAAAUCUCCCAUGAAGAAAGCUCCAACAACUUCUAUCUCGAGAUGGUAAAUGGUAUGGCUCCAGGUAUGAAAUCUCCCUAUGAAGAGAUCCCCGCCCACCAAUAUCUCGAGAUGGAGAAUUCCUGUCCGUAUUUUAUCUCGAGAUGGUAUAUGGUAUGUUCUGUAGUGUGUAGUCCCCCUGUUACUCUUCAAAUGGGGCUUAUCUUUUCACCUUCCACUUGGACUGGCCUCUUCAUCGGUGGAAUCCGACCAUGGAGGCGCAUCGGUUGCAGUAGUAGCAAUUUACACCAAAUUGGACUGACUUCGAGCCUGGAGAGUUCAAAGAGAGUUGACAUCUGGAGCAUCGGACCGUGUCGAAAGUGGGAUAGCUGGAAUGGCAUGGAGUAG
Microsporum canis CBS 113480 is the source of this 438-nucleotide messenger RNA. RefSeq lists its product as uncharacterized. The record is from RefSeq and is a predicted model, not a curated record. Bases 1 to 438 code for a protein of 145 amino acids. Lineage: Eukaryota; Fungi; Ascomycota; Eurotiomycetes; Onygenales; Arthrodermataceae. The transcript has 2 exons.